Molecule: messenger RNA, 2874 nt
Organism: Fusarium coffeatum
Lineage: Eukaryota; Fungi; Ascomycota; Sordariomycetes; Hypocreales; Nectriaceae
Exons: 14
Coding region: 1-2874 (957 amino acids)
Source: RefSeq, a predicted model, not a curated record
AUGACAAACGAAGCACCAAAGCCACCAACAAACCUUUUCCAGGGUUUAUCACUGGGAGACUCACCACAACAGCGCAGUAGCCCCCAGAGAAAAAUCGCGCCGUUGAAAAAAUCAAGAUACACCAGCCCGAAGGCCGACACCCCCAGCUCCGGUAACAUCUUCCCGGUCGGCACUGGUUCCCAAACUCCUGCUGGCAGCACGGGUCAGGUUGAGUCGAUCACCUUCUUUGCGCCUGGACCUGUGCUUCCGCGGACAAAACCAGAGCCACAGGCUACUCAAUUGCAAGCACCGAUCGCAUUCUUCACUACCCCUCCUCCACAGGCCACUCGCCCGAAGGUAGAGGAUCCUACUGCGGCACCUCUGUCUUCACUGCUUUCUCGAUCUACUCCCAACAGUACUCCUCGCUCUCCACCCGUUUUCUCUUCGACGCCACAAUCGGACUUUGUAGCAUCCCCGACUCCCGAGCCUCCAGCUCUUGCAACUCCAUACAAUGCCGCAGCAGAGGCAGCACCGCCUCAUCCUCUGUUCUCAGCAACCUUUCAAAAUGCACUGAAACAAGGUCCCGAGAUCGCUCAAGAGGCUGCAAGGGCUAUUCAGACGUUGAGAACUUCCGUCGAGGAUAGUAAACUUGUCAGAUUGCUGGCUGAAGCAAUGGCUUUGAGACGUUUCCGAGGGACUGAUACGCGGACAAUCGCCGUCCUAGGUGAUUCGGGCGAAGGCAAGAGUAGUUUGAUCAACUCGCUUCUCCAUUUUCCUGGUGUUGCACAAACGAGCGACAUCGGAUCCGCCUGUACCUCCGUCGUCACCGAGUAUCGUCAAAAGAGACAUAAGGACACCGCCCCCAUCACCAUCGAAGUCGAAUACCUCUCCGCUUCCGAAAUCCGCGAUCUCAUAAAAGAGCUUCUAUGGAGUUAUAGACAGCUAUUUCUCCCAUCCGUCGAGUCCGAAGAGACGUCUGAGCAAGACUAUAACCGCUUUAUGCGGGAGUCCGAACAAGCUUGGUCUGCUCUUUCCGCUGCAUUCAAGCACAAAAGACAGUUUACCCAGAAGUUCGCACAAGACAUGUCAGAUGGCGCUUUGGAGAGGAUCACGGACCAGUUGGUUCAGUGGGCUGGUGAAAUCGAGUGGCCGACGGGUGGUGGAGACGGACUUUGGACGUCUACGGCACAAACGGCUGAUGAAUGUGUCGAGAAGACAAAACUGUUUAUGCAAGACAGGUUUUGGCCAUUCACUAAGAUUAUCCGGGUGUAUCUCGAUUCACCAGUUCUAAAGACCGGUGUUGUCCUCGCCGAUCUACCUGGCCUCCAAGACACAAACCUGGCCAGAGUGAGAGCUACUCAGGACUUUCUGAUAAAAUGCGACACGAUCAUGAUAGUAGCCAAGAUCUCUCGUGCUAUCACGGACCAAUCUCUUAAGUCUUCAUUGUUCUAUGUUCUAUCUCGUCACAUGCCCAUGGAGUGGGAACACUCUGGCACGCAGAGACUGAAUGUUGCGGUGGUUUGUACCAAGUCUGAGGAAAUUAAUCUUCGCAAUGCGAGAACCGAGUUCUGCGGUCCCAACAAGACGAUCUCUACCGAGACCAUGACAAAGCUCGAUAACGAGAUUGAGACGGCAAAGUCUUCGGGAGACAGAGACAGGAAGAAGGCUGCAAAGAAGCAGCAAGAGCUCCUCCUUGUCCAGGCGCGUAACGAUCAUGUCAAGCGGAACCUCCAAAGCGUCUACUCUUCUGAAAUGCAUGGACGAAGCUUAGACGUCUUCUGCGUAUCUAACAAGUGGUACGAGAAAUACUGUCCAAAGGGAAAUACCAAAUUCGUUGAGGCUAGUGGGGUGCCCGAUGUGCGUCGCUUCUGUCACACUGUCACUGCAGAUGCGCAAUUAAGUGAAGCGAAGCAUUUCUUGAAGUCAAGGUUGUCUGCGAUGCUCAACACUUUCAACCUGUGGGCAGAUAGUUCCCUUCAGAAGCAGGAGAGGGAAAAAUUGGAUGAGUCCAUACGCACAAAAGUGAAGGGGCUUAUUGAUGAAGUACCUAAGCUGGUUGACACCUUUGAGGAAGACUUUACCACGUGCUUCCAGGAACAGAUUAUGGUUUUCUUUGGUCGAAGAGGCGAGCAUUGGGACGAUGCUGCAAGUAAAGAAGGUCGUGAGUGGACAAGUUGGCACUGGACUCAGUACAAUGCAUGGUGUCUCAACAACGGAGACCACCAGACCAUGAAACGGGGCCACGAAAACUGGAAUUCCAAGAUCAUCUGGAAAAUGAGGAUGGAGCUCGAAUGUCAAUGGGACCUCGUGGAGGAAGAGGUACCUGAUGCUUUUGGCCAGCGGUUCGAAGCGGUUAAGAAACAUUUGGAAUCACUCAAGUCUAGCUUGUGUGAUUCACUUCCGCAACGACUUGCGGAUCCCAUUGUCCAAAGCGUUACAGUGCAGAUAGGAAAUAUUGAGUACUGGAUGAGUCGAGAACAAAGGAAAUUCCAGAACGAAGUCAGGGCUAUACGCAGAUAUGCGUCCGAAACAAAUUAUAACUCGUACAUUCUCCAAGACAUGGUCCCAAUCUAUCGGUCCGCCGCUAGUCAAAACGGAAGCGGUAAAGCCGCUCGUCAAAGAUCAAUUGUUCAAGGUCAUAUCGACCAAGGUGUCAUCUUCCCAAAAAUGGGAAUUGCAAUGUCCGAAAGCAUGAACAAGUUGAUCCAAACGACUUCGCAAACAUUGAAAAGUAAGCUUCCUGGUAUUCUUGCUACUAUCAGUGCAGAUCUGGACAUCCUGUUCCAGAGAUCUCUGGUGGCUCGUGAUGAAACAAGGGAUAGCAAGAUUAGGGAUUUCGCGACUGAAGUCAAGAGGUUGAGGGAAAGGCAUGAACAGUUGCUGCAGGCCGUGUAA